Pieris napi is the source of this 4812-nucleotide messenger RNA. RefSeq lists its product as uncharacterized. Gene Ontology annotation, cellular component: cytosol; membrane. Gene Ontology annotation, molecular function: SH3 domain binding; RNA binding. The transcript is spliced from 7 exons. NCBI's taxonomy places the organism in Eukaryota, Metazoa, Arthropoda, Insecta, Lepidoptera, Pieridae. The record is from RefSeq and is a predicted model, not a curated record. Bases 172 to 4725 code for a protein of 1517 amino acids.
UCAAAAUUGAUAAUAUUCUGUUUGUAUUCUCGCAAGUAAAAAAUUGAUCAAACUGUUUAUUUCGCAAUAUUGUUGCCGUUUUGCAAAGUACAGUUGAAAUCUGAGCAGUUUUAAAUAAUUAUAGUGUCUAGUGUAGUAUUAGGUACUUAGUUAUGCUAAUAUCAUAACAAUAUGAGACGAGGUCAUCAAGGUAUUGGUGGAUGGCGUAGUGAAAACCCACGAAUGUUCAGACAGCGAAACUGUGAUAAUUCACCAUACCGAACUCAAAGAAACUAUAACCAACUAAAUACUAGCAGAUAUCCGCUAGGCUCUAGGCCUCAUAGACCACAUUUCAACCCUCACAUUGGAAAUAAGCAUGGAAAUCAGGACCAAGAAUGGACAAGAUAUAGACAAGAAUCCCAAUUUUCCUUUGCUAGAGCAAAAGAUAAGGAACCACAUCAAAAAUCUUUUAUGAAAGAAAUUAAACAUGGUGAUAGCUCUAGUAAUUAUAAACGGUCUUCUCACAAUUCUGAGGGAUAUUUGAUAAACAACAUGGGUGAUAUUGAUCAGAGACAAAUCAUUCAAAAUAGAAUUCAUACCAUAUCACCUUGGAAUCAUGAUGGUGAUGAAAGAAACUAUAUGAAUGCAUAUAAUGAAAAAUCACAUCAGUAUAAUAAACAAACUGACUACGCUGGUCAUAGACCACCUUCAUCGGACCAUUAUGGUGGCAAUCCUAUACCUACAAAUGAAAAUUCAAACACAUUUAGUAGGUCUGUUGAUGACACAGUUAAUAUUAUAAGAAAGAGAUUAUUAAAUCGAGAAGAAACACACCAAACAAAUGAAGAUAUUAAGGAUAAUGGCAAUCAUAUGCAUGAAAACAUUAAAACCAUAGAGAGUUAUAGUCAAUAUGAUCAAAAUCUAAUAAAAAAGAAAGCACCUAAGCCGAGAAAAGUGAGUUGUGAAAGAAUUAAAAAUAAAAUUGUUCAUCAAUUAUUUAAAAUGGACAAAGAAAAGAUUCAUAAAUUACUAGAUAACCCAAACUCUUCUACAAAAUUUGAAUAUGCUCUAAAUAGUCUACUUACGGAGUCUCAAAACAGUUUUAACCGACAUAAGAGAUCUGUAGCUGAGAAAUCACUCUGCUCAUCAAGUAAAGAUUUUAUGCAAAAUGACAAUAACACGAUUUAUGAAGAUACUUUUAUGAAACAAAUGCAAUGUAUUCUUGAUCCACAAGAUACUAUUUUGUUGGAAGAUAUUAAACCAGUUGUUAUGGCAGAGUUAAGCAACCUCUUACAAUUAGAUGAAGUUGAUAGUAGAUAUUCUUAUGACCAGCCCACAAAUUAUUCCUACCAUAAUGAUAAGGAUCCAGCUGAGAAAUAUUCUCAAGAUUACCAUACAUAUAACUAUUUAAAUAAACAAGAGUGUGACAACUAUUAUGAAAAUUUUGAAGUAGAGGUGAGUAAUGAGACUUUAGAGAAUUCUAUGCCUUUAUAUGAAAGAAGAGUCCGAAAUAAAAGUAUUACAUUCUCGUCUGAUACAGACACAGGAACAGGUUGGAGAUCUUCUACUAAGAUUGACACUGAAUGGAACAAACCCUGGGAUGCUGAUAAUAAAGAUGUCUCUCCAAGAAAUGAACCAUCAAAAUCAAGUGACCAAAGUGCACCACUCUUUGAACAUAAUUCUGAAUUUUUAGAAGAAGAAGAUACAUUUGCUGAGUUAGAUAGACAGUAUCAUGUUGUUGUUGACCAUAAUUUUAUUGAGGAUGAUGAGUUAUCCAACCCCAUUAGAUUUUCACCUUCAUCUCAACAAGAAAUGAAAAGUGAUACUGUCAAAGGUCAUGUCAUCAAAAAAGAAAAUGAUAUGUUGAAACCUCACGAAAAAAACGAAAUACCUCUUAAAGACAAGAUAGUCAAUGAAUUACAAAAUUUUGCAUCAGCAAAACUUGAGUCGCUUAGGGUUCCUACAACUGAAAUUAAUAGUGAUGAAAACUGUAAUGGUCAAAGUAUGACAUGGUCAGUGACAAAGGAAGCUGAAAAAAGUCAAUCAUUGGAUAUUGAGACAAAAAAGAAAACUAACCAGCUUAUACACUCAGAAACAACUGAAACAUCAACUCCAACAUCUAAUUCACGGAAACGAUCUAUAGACCGAAGACCGUCUCAUAGAAAGGAAAAACGUAAAAAAACCCAGGAUAAGGAUGAAAAUAAAAAACUAUGUCAAGAUAAGGUUGCUUGUUCCAUAAAUAAAGAUAAAAUGUCUAGUAAUAGUGAAAAUAUGUUAAAUGAUGUUUCAAAAGCUUGUUCUGAUCCCAAACAAAACAAAGAAAAGAAAUUUCACUUAGAUAACAAUAAAAAAAUUGACACUAAUGACAGAAAUAGUUCGGAAAAGUGUGUGAAGGACAAAGAAACACCAAUUAAAGCAAAAACUUGUGAAGACAGAAAAAGACAAAACUCUACCUCAUCAAAUCAUUCCACCAGUCCUAAGAAUAUAGCAUGUGUACAAUCCACAUCCUCAACCAAAGCUGAUUCAAAAUCAUCAUUGAAAUCUAUAGAUAUGUUUACAGAAGUUCCCAAAAAAGUCAAUAUUCAUCAAGCGUUCAGGAACACAGCUGUUAGUAAUACAGGCAAACAAAUAGCUCAGAUAGAUAAAGAUAAACCAUUAUUACUUUCGAAUCACAAAUUUCAAAAAUGUACCAGGUCCCAUGAUCCAAAAUGUUUUUUAUCAAAACAAACACAAACAAGUAAACCUUCCAUAACAUCGCAAUGUACACAAACAAGUAAACCUUCCAUAACAACGCAAUGUACACAAACAAGUAGAAAGAGGUUUGCUAGAGGUAUUCAGGUAGAUUUACAGGAACUUGAAAGUAAAAAAAAUACUAAAUCCACUGAUGCCUUAGAAAGAAUGAAACAAAUAGAUUUAGAAAUACAAGAAUUGCUUCAAGAAAAAUUUAAGCUGUACAGCUCUCUAGAAAACACAGGUGGUACUGCUCACAUACCAAUGCAAAAUUUAGGUAUGACUGUGUUAAAUGUCAGUUCUUUUGAAAAUAAUAAAGAAGAUAAUGAAGAUGAGGAUAUAGAAGAAACCAUUGUUAACAAUUUAUCAAAUAUUCCUGCUGAAGAGUUAGAACAAAUUGCAUUUGAAAGUGUAGAAAGUCACUGUCCAUCCCCUGCUAAAAGUCAACGACGACAAAAGCAAAAAGUCUCCUCUAAUAUAGAGAAUGAUGCUAAUUCACAUAUGAAGAAUAGAAACAAAGCUAAAACACUUAAUUUUUCGCUUAUCGAACAGAUUAUUACUGACGAUAGACCUUUGGAAGAUAUUAUAUCACUAGAUAACCUCGAGACUACUCCGAGCAAAUACAAAAAGAAGCAAGUCAAACCAAAAAUGUCAAAAAGAAAGCUCAGUAAAACGAAGAAAAAAAAAACUCAAGUACAUAAUGAGAUUGACUUUAAAGAAUGUUACAUAUUAUUAUUGCGUGAAGAUUUGAGUAAGUAUAUGAUUGGUAAUAAAUUGAAAACAGAAGAAGAGACAGACAAAAGUAAUAUUAAAGUGAAUGCAGUUAUGGAAUAUUCAAUUAGUCCAGUUGCAGAAGAAUCAGAUGUUGUAUCAACUUUAUGUGAAGAUCUAGUUGAGGAAACAGUUAUCAGCAGCGAGAUUCAAUUCGACAUGUUGGACGUUUCUGAAGAUAUUGUUAUUGGUGAAAUCUUUGACGAGAAAGCUGUAACUGAGAAAGAAGAACAAGUGGCAAUAAGCGAAGAAAUAAUUUUGGACAACAGUCAGUCGUCAAUAGAUGAUAACACGACGCCGAUCGAAACACGAGGCGGUGAAUGUAAACUAUAUGAUUAUCUGGCUGAUGAGAAUCUGCAGCGCGACUCACUUGUUGCAAAUGGAAACGCUGAUGCUAUUCUAGCAAUAGAGAGUGUUGGACCAAACUUCUUAGCGGCUGGUCUUGACGGAAAUGUUUAUUAUUUUAACGGUGACGGACAUUUGAUCAGCACGCUACGGGGAUCUAAUUUAGCUGUAACAUGCCUUUGUGUAGUUAAAGAGAAGUAUGGUACUACGGUGUAUACUGGCUCCCUGGAUUCACGUAUACGUAAUUAUGAUCUAGAGACGGGACUAGAGAAAGGCCCCGAGUGUAAUGUACUAAGUCCCAUACAGACAAUGGAUCGCGCUUGGGACACGGUAUUCGUUGGUACAAGGACUGGUUUUGUACUUCAGUUUGAGUGCAAAAACAACUUACUUAUACCAGUGAGUACAGUGAAGUUUUCUGACCAAUCAAUCUUGGCACUGCGGGCAAUGAAGGAAGGACCCAGAAAGGUUUUGCUGGUAGCUGCUCGCUCUGAGAAUGUGACAAUCAAAGAUGCUCAAACUGGUCUCUUACUCCGGACACUCAAUGGACCUAAAAUGACAGUGUAUACCCUGUUGUUUGAAGAUGGGAAGGUGUAUUGUGGAACCAGCAGCCAUCAGAUACAAGUGUUUGAUUAUACGAGUGGCUCCCAUGUUGGAACCCACGAAGGCGGUAAAGGCGCAGUGUGUUUACGGGCGGUGGGAGGACUUUUGUUCGCGGGCUGCUACGAUGGAUGUAUUUAUGUAUAUAGGGAGGGUGAACCCAGGCCUUUCGCACAACUACGCGGACCCAGCCUUAUGUUAUUAUGCCUGACUAUAGUCGGUACCAAGAUUAUCGCUGGUUUCAAAGACCGGAGUCUGUAUAUAUGGAAGAUACCAUUAAGUAUAUUGCAAGAGAUGAUAUUGUAAAGCCUAUAAUUAAUUUGUAGGCUUAUAGUUGACCUUUAUUCUUGAUUCAUUUACCUCGUUUGUACAUAAAAGAAAGUUUUAAUAUGA